Leucoraja erinaceus (little skate) is the source of this 2139-nucleotide messenger RNA. Its product is annotated as heat shock protein beta-7-like. The record is from RefSeq and is a predicted model, not a curated record. The coding region runs from base 102 to 611 and encodes 169 amino acids. NCBI's taxonomy places the organism in Eukaryota, Metazoa, Chordata, Chondrichthyes, Rajiformes, Rajidae. The transcript has 3 exons.
UGGUCUUUCAGAUUAUUGAGAAUACUUUGACUUGGGAGGUUUGCUGCUAUUAUCCCUGAUACCAGGCAUACUCACUGUUCUCCUGCUUCACCCUACAUACAAUGUCAUCCCUCAGUUCUUCCUCAACAUUCAGAUCUGAGCGUUACAGCAACUAUAGCCGGCGAUCGUCAGGUGACCCCAGCUUCGAUCAAUACCUAGACGCGACGAGGGAUUUAUUUGAGGAAGAAAUGGACAAGACCUCCUUCAGGAAUGGUCAUUUUGUAAAACCUAGAAAUGAAUCCUUUGGAUAUGCAGCUCCAGUAUCUGGGCGUCAGGGAAGCCUUGGAAAUGUCAACAUUAUUGGUGAAACUUACCAAGUUACAGCUGAUGUCAGUCAGUUUGAUCCAGAAGAGAUCAUUGUCACCAUGUACAACUACCACAUAGUCAUCAAAGCCGAAAAGGUAGCUGCAGAUGGAACCAUCAUAAACACCUUCACUCAUAAGUACCAGCUCCCUGAAGACAUGGAUCCCCUGUCAGUGAGCUGCUCGCGAACUGAUGUUGGUAUUCUUACCAUCAAUGUUAGGAGGAAUCCAAUGAAACAAGCGGAACCUCCACAACCAGUUUUGGACUGAAGUUCAACUGUACAUCCAAUACAUAUUCCUGAAGGAACUGGCUGGUCAGGCAGCAACUGUGGAGGAAAAUAAACAGACAAGAUUUGGGUUGUGGUGCUACUUUAGUCUGAAGAAGGGUCCUGACCCAAAAUAUCUUCUGUCCAUUUCACACAGAGGGCGGUGGGUGUAUGGAACAAGCUGCCAGAGGAGGUAGUUGAGGCAUGGACUAUCCCAACGUUUAAUAAACAGUUAGACAGAUACAUGGAUAGAAGAGGUUUGGAGGGAUAUGGGCCAAACUCUGGCAGGUGGGACUAGUGUUUAGUUUAGUUUAGCUUAGAGAUACAGCGCGGAAACAGGCCCUUCGGCCCACCCGAUCAGCGCCGACCAGCGAUUCCAGCACAUUCACACUACCCUAGACACACACACGGGACAAUUUUUUCAUUUAACAGUUAAUUUAGACAAUUAACCUACAAACCUGUACGUUUUUGGAGCAUGGGAGGAAACGGAAGAUCUCGGAGAAAACCCACGCAGGUCACGGGGAGAAUGUGCAAACUCCGUACAGAUGGCACCCGUAGUCGGGAUCAAACCCGGGUCCCGGCGCUGCAUUCGCUGUCAGGCUGCAACUCUACCGCUGCGCCACCUUGACCACCCAUUGUAGCUGGGACAUGUUGGCUGGUGUGGGCAAGUUGGGCACUCUAUGAAUCUAUUUCCCUCCACUGUUGCUUCCUGACACAUGGAGUUCCUCCAGCAGUUUGUUUUUGUGCUCAGGAUUGUAGCAUCUGCAGUAUCUUGUGUCAGCAGUGAAAAAAAUGCAUUGUUUCCCUGGCUGCUUAUUAAUUCAUACAUUCUGGCUAAAUGAUGAUGGCAAAAUAUAUAUAUGAAUGUUUCUGCUCAAUCUUUGCAUAUGUUUUUUUAUUAAUUUUGGAUAUAUUUGGCAGGUUUUAAUUGUGCAUUUGAUUCAUGUACAUCUUGACUUUGAGGGGGGGUAGAAUAUUGAAUUACUAAAAUAUAACACAAAAUAAUUCGUUUUUUCAUUAUAUCAAAGAAGAUUUGUGCAAAUUCACACUCUGCUGAAAUAUAUAAAGCUUUAUGGCAAGUUCUAGGCUAAACCACUGUUUGAUUAGGUUUAAGAUAGUUAUGGAUAGGGACAGAGAGGGCCCACAUGUUAAAAUGCUAAAUUGGGUAAUUUUGAGGGUGUGAGAGAAAGUCUCAAUCAAGUUGAUUGGGGCAGGUUGUUUCAGGGGAAAGGAACAUCAGCCAAGUGGGAUGUUUUUAAAAGUGUGCUGACAAGAGCUCAGUAUAUGCACAUCCCUGUUAGGCCCCUGUCCCACUUAGGAAACCUGAACGGAAACCUCUGGUGACCUUGCCCAUGACCCAAGGUUUCCAUGAGGUCGCCGGAGGUUUUGGUCACUCGCCUGGAAAGCCUCGAGCUGGAUCGACCGAACUGCGAGCUGCAUCUACCGACCGCACAUACACACACACACAAACACAUCGCGAAGGUGGGGGCCAUGGAGAGCGGUGGAGAGCUGUCUGCACGAUGAAGAGGAAG